Molecule: messenger RNA, 5152 nt
Organism: Episyrphus balteatus (marmalade hoverfly)
Lineage: Eukaryota; Metazoa; Arthropoda; Insecta; Diptera; Syrphidae
Gene: zld
Product: myb-like protein Q
Exons: 1
Coding region: 703-4599 (1298 amino acids)
Biological process (GO): regulation of transcription by RNA polymerase II
Cellular component (GO): nucleus
Molecular function (GO): RNA polymerase II cis-regulatory region sequence-specific DNA binding; DNA-binding transcription factor activity, RNA polymerase II-specific
Source: RefSeq, a predicted model, not a curated record
GCAAUCGGUAAUUUGAACAGUUGAUUAUUUGAAUUUGAAUAAUAACGAUCAAAAUUAAAUUUAUUCGGGUCGUGAUUUGAACAAAUACAAAAAAAAGAAAACAAAUAUUAAACAAAAAAGAAAAUUAAUUAACUAAACAAAACUCAACUCAACCAACAACAACAAAAAAAAAAAGUGAAAUGCAAUUAGUGCGUUUGCAUGUAUGUGUGUGAGUUUAAUAUAAAACAAAAUCUACUACAAGAAGUAAAGAAAAAGUACAAAAAAUAAGUGAAGGUGGGCAACACAGUACAGUACUAUAAUAAAUAGCAAACACCGCCAACAGCAGCUACAAGUGUUUUCUUCUUUCGUGUCUCUGUCAUUUUGGUGGUUCUUUUUUUUAUGAGAGAGAUUUUUGUUUUGAACGCGGCGGCAAAAGAGAAAACAAACGAAAAACCAAGCACACACAAAGAUUUUAGAAAGUGAUUACUACAAUAUUUUUUUCUUGUCCAUCGUUGGUUCAUGUGUUUAACUUAACGUUGUUUUAGUAAGGUGCUGCGCUCUGAAAACAACGGCAACGUCGUGGUGUGGACUUUUUUUCAACCUAACCUCAAAAUUUUGGUUCGUUGUUUAUUAUUUUUUUUUUUGUAUGUAAUUUUCUCUCCUCUUUGUUUUGAUUGAAAAAUUAAAAAAAAAAAACGGUUAACGUUUUCGUAUUAAAAUGAAAUGAGCCUAAAUUGGAGUAACACAGAUUCUAUCAAAACUCUCCAAGGUUCAUCUACAGAGAAUCAAUUUACUCCAUCAACAAACAUAAAUACCGGUGAAAGUGAAAGAAUCACCGAAGAGAGAGAAGGUGGCAAAGCCAACAACGUGUUAUGUGGUGAAGCGCCAAUUGUUGUAGCAACCGAUUCGAGUGUAUUUACUAUAAGCACUCUAUUAUCACCUUCACCGUCGCUACUAACAACAAAUGUUGACACACCACCAACUUCGGCAGAAAUGGCAGGAAUUAAAACCGAAAUGCAACCGUUGCAUACGGUGUCAAAUAGCACGGUGAGUGCUGCGGCCGAUUCAAGUGACAAUCAACCGCCAACACCAACUCCCGAUCAACAUCAGCCAACGGCUACUUCGUCAACAUCGUCAUCAUCAACAGCAUCCACACUUCAUCAUCAUCAUCAUCAGCAACAGCAGCAACAACUUCAACAACUCCAUCAUCAUCAGCAACAACAACAGCAGCAAGCUCAUCAUCAUCAUCCGCUUUAUGGAAGUACCGGAGGAGCUGGUAGUUUAACCAAUUCCAAUCAAAUGUAUCAAGAUAUGCAUUCAUAUCAUCCUCCGGGGGCAGGUUAUUUGGGUGGCUAUGAGCAAUUUUAUCAUGCACCACCAGCCGGUGUGGAUUACGGCAGUGCCAUGCAACAAUUGCAACAAAAUCAAGCUUUGUCUUAUCAAAUGCAAAAUCAAAGUUUAGCUGGCACUGCCGCCGGCGGUCAUACAGAUUAUAAAGUUAUGGCUUCAUCUCAAAGAUUCCACCCGUAUUUAAACAAUGGUGGUUUACAUCAUUUAUCGCCAGUUGCUGCGGCUAGUCAUAACUCGCAUUCGGUAAAUACUGGAGCUUUAAGUGCCAAUGGUGGAGGUCCAACGGCAAAUAAUACAAGUAGCUCGGUAUCGAAUAGUUCUCUAAGUCCGAGAGUUGUUAGUUCGUCUAGUCCAUCACAGAAUUCUUCAGCGAAUCAUGGAAUGGCUGAAGUUAAGAGUAUGUCAAAUCGUACUCCGACACCAUCAUCAUCAAAGCAAUGCAAUAAAUGUGGGAUACUAUGUGCCACUGAGGCAGAGCUCAAUGAACAUUAUUCGACUAUUCAUGGGGCUCCAUCGAGUGAGGAUUGUAUAAACUCUGCAGAACGUUCAGCAUCGUCGGCAUCAGAAAGAGGGCAAUAUCAUCCAUUUGCUCCAUAUAUCAAAGAAGAACCUCCUAGUUCGGAUAUCCUUGAUUUAGACUCUCAGAAAAUGGUCUACCCACCACAGCCGGAAGAUGAAGCAGCAGCAGCAGCUGCUGGAGUAGUCAAUUCGGGUUUGCUUCCAAUGCAACGUCCAAUGACAUGGCCACAAGAACUCCAUCCAGCUUAUAUGCCUGGACCACCACAUCUUCCUACAACCGACAACAAACAUGGAGGAGGUUAUUACUCUAAACAAGAAUUCCCCAUAAUCAAGAGUGAAUUUCAUCCCAUCAAAUCCGAAUACGGAUCGCCAACAAACUUUGGAAUUACAUCACUAAAACCAUCAAUAACCAGUGUUGAAUAUGGCCAACCAAUAGCUCCACAAACACGUCCAGAUGACAAGCCAUUCGGAAGUACCGAUUUGGCAACAGGCCAAAAUCCAGUGUCAUCAUCUCCGUCGGAGUUUCCAUCGACUACAACACCACAAGACAAUAUCAGUCAAUAUCGCAAUUUUGAACCACCAUCAUCAUCAUUGCCAAGCAGCGGUGGUUCGGCGAAGAGUGCUACUUGGAAGUCGAAUGAGGCAAGGCGUCCGAAGACAUAUAAUUGUACUGCUUGUAAUAAGUGGUUUACUAGUUCGGGUCAUCUUAAACGACAUUAUAAUACAACUUUGCAUAAAAAUGCAGUGAAAUCAUCGGGUCAACCAGAUCCAGCAACAAUGCCAAUAAGCGCCCAUCAUCAUCCAUCCCGCGAUCCGAAUUCCAAACACCAUCGGAAUAGCCAAGCAAGACAACCGCCUCCUAUACCGCCGGAGCCUCCGAGAAGUCCAGAUUUCUCAUCACAAUACACAACUCAAUCGCCAAAUGGAUUUUCAUCACAAUCUCAACAACAACAACAAUCACAAACAUUCCAACAACAAUACCACCCACAACAAAGCAAUUUAAACGGUCACCCAAACGGGCUAGCAGGUCCCUCCGUCCAAGCCUCCCAACCGAGGGGCCUGCUGACCAUUUCGAGCACAGAAGUAUCCAUCAUGGAUCGGGAGGAGGAACAACUUCACAACAGCAACAACACCAACAGCAGCAACAACAGCCUCCAACUGCAGGAGGAACAAUAUCUUCAUCAGGAAUUGGAGGAGGAGGAUCAAUCCAGUCCCAACAACAGCCCACACAGCAGCAACAACAACAACAGCCUGGAGGAGGACUAUCAUCAGUCAACAACCAUCAGCAGCCUACAUCAGCAGCAGCAGCGGCUGCAGCUGCCGCCGCUUCAAUCACCCCAUAUUAUCUCCCACCACCAAUACCGGGAGGUCCACCACCACCACCACAUGCCCACCCACCACCACCAACAGGAGCCCACCACCAUUUUCAACACUCCCACCACUAUCCACAGUAUAAUGGAUCAGCAGCAGCAGCUGCCGCUGCAGCAGCAGCAGCAGCAAUACAUCAUCAACCCUUUGGCUAUCAACACCACCACCCCCAUCACACUCAACAACACCACCACCACCAUCCCAUCAUACCAACAUCUGCAACAACAGGUGGCGGAGCACCAACAGAAUUAUCCCACUAUUAUUGGUAAUGAUGGACAGGAUCUAAUUCAACUAAACUCAUUCGUUGACAUUGCAUCGUUAGCAAAUGCAACAUCCUUUCAAUCGAAUUCACAACAAAACCAAAUGCAACAGCAAAUGGUAGCUCUAGACGCUAAUGGUCAUAUUGUCCAAUUGAUACAUCAGCCGGGAAUGUUGGAUUUGCAGCGAUUCUCUGGAGGACUUCCAUCGUUUAAAGAAAAUUUGAUGCAAGCUUCGUCUCCAGCUGUUCCAGAGUCAUACUACGGUCGAAUGUCACCUUUCGGCUCACAAAGUUCACCCCAAGAAGCUGAUAUCCCACCAAUGCACACUACAGCUGCGGCACCACAACAAACCGAUCAAACAAAUCCCUAUUCCCCAACUGUGUCCUCAUCGACAACGAAUCAACUCUCUAAUGGAGAUGAACAGCCGCCACCCCAACAACCAACAAUUCGAAAACAAGCUGUAAAACGUAAGCGAGAAACCACCACAAAUGCCACUUCCACAACUCUGCCCACAGGACGUCUCAAGUGUGAAGAAUGCAACAAAGAAUUCACCAAGAUUUGCUACUUGACGCAGCACAACAAGAGCUUCCAUUCCGGAGAGCAGCCAUACAGAUGCCAAAAAUGCGGUAAGCGCUUUCAAUCUGAAGAAAUUUAUGAAUCCCAUUUAGACAGGCACAAAUCCCAAGACAAGCCGCACAAGUGCGAUUUAUGUCCCAAACAAUUUCAUCACAAGACAGAUUUGCGUCGUCAUAUUGAGGCCAUUCAUACUGGUUUCAAAGCGCACACUUGUGAUUUGUGUAAUAAGAGUUUUUGUCGCAAAGAUCAUUUGCGCAAACAUAGUGACAUUCAUUUGCGUCCGAAGCCUGUUAAAAAGCCCAAGGCACCUGUAAGUCGUAAGAAAUCAGCCAAAUCAUUGGCAGCAGCUGAAGCUGCUAAUCAAUUGGUGUCAUUGGAGAGUAGUAAUUCUCCAAAUCAUCAAGUUAUCUCGAGUGUUGAUGAAAAUAAUUCAGAUUCUUCUUCUACAACAAACUCUAACACCACCACUACAUUAUUGCAGCCAAAGUUUGAAAUAGUUAAAAUAGAAUCGUAUUCAAUGGCUGGACAGGAUCUUGUUUAUAUAUAAAUUAUUAUUUUUAUUUAAUUGUAUUUAAAAACAAAUAUAUAUAUUCCGUGAUAGCCAUUUUGUAACGACAAAUAUUUGAAAAACAAAAAAAAAAAAAUAUGUAUAGGAACAUCUCAGGGAAAAUAGAUUAUAGUAUUUUUAAUUUUUAAGUUUACUCAGGAUCAGCCAUUAUAUUCCAUAGCCAUAAACCGUCCUUUAAAUAAUAAAAUUACUCACUAAAAUAAUAGGAUCUUCCAAAAAAAAAAACUCAAGUAAAAUACCAUGAUCUCAGGAAUCACUACCAUUGUUUUUACUAAAAUAAAAAAAAUUAAAUGAAACUUAACGAAGGUUGUAAUAUCCGAUACAAAUAAAAAAAAGCAUGAUUUAUAAAUAAAAACUCCUAAAAACCUUAGAAUAAGAAAAAAAAAAUAAACUAUAGCUUUGUGUAAAUAUUAAUUUUAUUAUUAAUUAAUUUUUUUGUCUUAUAUACCUCACAAAUGAUAUUAUAAAAAAUGUUAAUUUCUAAUUAUUAUUAUUGAUUGAUUCGUUUAUUUAAGUCACAAAAAGACGUAAA